Molecule: messenger RNA, 1107 nt
Organism: Tremella mesenterica DSM 1558
Lineage: Eukaryota; Fungi; Basidiomycota; Tremellomycetes; Tremellales; Tremellaceae
Exons: 5
Coding region: 1-1107 (368 amino acids)
Biological process (GO): positive regulation of cyclin-dependent protein serine/threonine kinase activity; regulation of transcription by RNA polymerase II; nucleotide-excision repair
Cellular component (GO): transcription factor TFIIH holo complex
Molecular function (GO): cyclin-dependent protein serine/threonine kinase activator activity
Source: RefSeq, a predicted model, not a curated record
AUGAAACCUAUCCGUCGACCUGCCCCAAAACCUGGAUAUUCUGGUAGAGCAGGAACAUCAGCUAAGACUGCUGAAGAUGGGUAUUUGUACGUUGCGGGAGUUAGAGAUCCUUCCAAGCGUGUUACAGAGUUUAAGACCGAAUCAGAUGUCUGUCCAGUAUGUCACACAGAUCGACAAUUCAAUAAAAACCUACGUUUACUAGUCUCACCAUGUUAUCACAAAAUGUGCGAAUCAUGUAUCGAUAGAUUAUUUACUCUAGGUCCUGAACCUUGUCCUCAAUGCGGGAGGAUAUUGAGAAAAGUCAAUUUCGCUCAUCAGACAUUUGAGGAUUUGAAGGUUGAGAAGGAGAUUGCUGUGAGGAGACGGAUGGCGGGAUUUUUCAAUAAACGUCAAGAAGAUUUUAUGAUGUUAAGAGAGUAUGAUGAUUAUUUACAAGAAGUGGAAGACCUGACAUUCAACCUAUUGAACGAUAUCGACGUAGCAGAAACCGAAGCUCGUAUAGCCGAUUUUAGACGACGUAAUGCCGAAGCCAUCGCUGCCAACCAAGCCAAAGCCGUCAUAGAAGCUUUAUCUCAAGCUGAAAGGGAUAUGGUGGAACGCAAAGCCAGGGAAGAGAGAAUGGAGAUGAUAAAAAAGGCUGAGGUGGUAGAGGUAGCAGAAGAGGCAAGAGUGAAGGAGGAGAUUGUGGAAGCUUUGGCCAAGGGAGACACCAACAAAGCUCAUUCCAUACGUCUACAUGCCAACCGUGCCAAAGCUUCCAGAGCCGAAUCUUUAGCUUCCGCCAUCCCUCCAUCUUUGGCGGCAUUAUACGCAUCUACCGCUCCUAUUCCCGAAGGUCCUAAAAUAUCACCUCUCGAUCCCUCCUAUCACGGUCCGUUCGUUCCCAUUCCUUACGCCCCGCCGGAGGAAGCACGUUGGAAAGGAAGAUAUGAACUGAAACAAGAUUAUGUGGAUGGGAGACAGGGUGUGGUUUAUGUCAAGGAGGAUAAGGAGGGGAAAGUGAGAGGUGGUGGAUAUGAUUUGAGAUUGUUCUGGGAGAUGGAGAUUAGGAGUGCUGUGGAAGGUUUAGGAGUGAAACCGUUGAGAGAGGGAGGAGUGUUGGUUUGA